GUGCAGCUAUUUGUCUACUGAGAGGAUCUGUCUGUCUUUGGGUUGGCGUUUCAGAAGUGCCAGAGGCGUAGGCUCAGAGUGCCGCGGUGGCGUGCUGGUCUGCAAUCCAGCACCCAGAGUCCCCCGUGUGAUGGCCGGGAGAGCUGGAGGCGGCCGCUGAAGUCCUGCUGCCUCAUCAGUGCUUGGGAGCGUGGCUCGGACGAGGACAGACACCCAGAGCGGUUAUUCCAGCAGGGAGCACACAGAUCUCAUGACGUUAUAACUGUAGCAGAAGAGAUGGUGUUUCAUGGAGAGAUUCCUCAAUGCCCCAUGUUGUCUGUGAGCACUAGCAUCACAGCUCUCUGCAGUGCCAUCUAAGACCAUACAAGCUGGACGCAGCAAUGGGGGACUCUCCAACAAAUGCCAUGGAUGGAGGCAUAGACACGUGCUGCAAAGACACGCAAACUGAACUGGCAGAGCGGGUGGCAGCCAUAGAUGUGGCUGUUGGCCCAGACAGAAGCAACCAAAAUGGUGAAGACAACACUGAAGAAAAUGACACAGUCUUUUCUGAUAACAUAAAAGACAUCCAAAGAAACGGAGUCAACAGUGACAUGAAUGUAUUUCUGCCUUCCCAGCGGUCAGAAGAUGCUCACUGGAGGCAUGUUCCCAAGAGACCUCUCACUAGACCCAUCCUAUCAAGUAGGAAGUUGUCUCUUCAGGAAAGAUCAUCAGGAGGUUAUUUGGCAUCUAGCAAUGCUCCAGGUUAUGGUCCUUAUGCCACAGGGCCAUCACCACGUAUAAUGAGGAGACCAACAAUAGAGUCCAAUCGGGUCUCCAUAUCAGAUUCUGAGGACUGUGUGCAAUUAAACCAGUACAAGCUGCAGAGCGAAAUAGGCAAGGGUUCCUAUGGUGUUGUGAAACUAGCCUACAACGAGAAUGAUGACAAGUAUUACGCUAUGAAAGUCCUCUCCAAAAAGAAGCUCUUGAAGCAGUAUGGAUUUCCACGUCGGCCUCCUCCCAGAGGGUCAAAAGCAUCCUCUGGAGAGCAGCCAAAACCCAUGGCACCACUGGACAGAAUCUAUCAGGAAAUAGCCAUCUUAAAGAAGCUGGACCAUGUCAACAUUGUGAAGCUGAUAGAGGUCCUUGAUGAUCCUGCAGAGGACAACUUGUACAUGGUGUUUGACCUCCUGAGGAAAGGGCCUGUCAUGGAGGUACCGAGUGACCAGCCCUUCAGCGAGGAGCAGGCUCGACUCUACUUCAGAGACAUCGUCUUGGGCAUUGAGUACUUGCACUACCAGAAGAUCAUUCACCGGGACAUCAAGCCUUCCAACUUGCUCUUAGGAGAUGAUGGACACGUCAAAAUUGCUGAUUUUGGAGUCAGUAAUCAAUUUGAAGGGAACGACGCCCAGCUUUCCAGCACAGCAGGGACACCAGCCUUCAUGGCUCCAGAGGCCAUUUCAGACACUGGCAAAAGUUUCAGUGGAAAGGCACUUGAUGUAUGGGCCAUGGGAAUUACCCUGUACUGCUUUGUUUAUGGGAAGUGCCCUUUUAUAGAUGAAUAUAUUCUGGGUCUUCAUAACAGGAUCAAGAACAAGCCUGUAGAGUUCCCAGAAGAAGCACAGAUAAGUGAAGAACUCAAGGAACUUAUCCUACGCAUGCUCGAUAAAAACCCAGAAAGAAGGAUAACAGUCCCUGAAAUUAAGGUGCAUCCGUGGCUAACCAAGGGUGGCGAGGAGCCCCUGCCGCUGGAGGAGGAGCAUUGCACAGUGGUGGAGGUGACCGAGGAGGAGGUGAAGAACUCAGUGAAGACGAUUCCGAGUUUGCCAGCUGUGAUCCUAGUGAAGGCCAUGCUAAGAAAACGUUCCUUUGGAAAUCCAUUCGAGGCUCAGACGAGGCGGGAGGAGAGGUCCAUGUCUGCACCAGGGAACUUACUGAUGGACAGACUCCUCUUAAAUACAUCUGCAUGUUUGCAUCCAUCUUUAAGAAAACAAGGGAGCAGAGAAGGAGGCCGGGAUCCGGAGCUGCCCGACGUGUGUGAAGACGAAGCCACGUCCUGAAGCCACCUGGCUGCCGCAGGCUGGUCGCUCACGUGCUGCUGCUGUUGUGCCCAUCGUGGUGUUGUCUAGCGCACAUCUGCCCUCAUCACCAAGUCCAGGGCCUGCAAAGUGAGAAAAACAAAACCAAACCAAACCCAAAAACCCCAAAACGGACCAACUCAGAAAACCAGAAAAGAGGAACAGAGCAGCAAUAAGGAGAAGAGUGAGUCCUCGGGCAGCACGGCUGGCAGAGGGCUGGCUCAGCCUCGUGGACGGCUGCGUUCCUCGUGCAAGGUGUCCGUGUGCUCCUCCAUGUGUGCCUUGCUCUCCACUUGUGCUUCACGUGUGGGCUUUGUAGUUGGGUGUCUUGGCCGAUGAAUGUGGUUUUAUUUGUAACGCAGCAAACCAAACAUUGUCUCAGGGGUUAUUUGCCCCAGAGGCUUUUUUCCUUGCUUUUUUGCAUUCUCUAUUUGAAGCAUCAGGAAAAAAAAAAAAUUACAUCAGAGCCAGGUUUUGUAUCAGAGUGCAACUGUUUUAUCUAAUGAACAGGGAAAGCACUUCUGUAUAUCAGGACACAGUCCUGCUUCUGUUGGAGCUGAUGGCAAAAUUUCUGUGAAUAUCAGUGAAGUGAGGAUGAGGUCUUGCUUUUGGAGUGAACGCUGUCACUCUACGCCUUUCGCUCUUUUUUUCCUUCUCCUCUUAUCCCUCAGUUUUGCACAGUGUAAAUCCUGCCAGCAUCGAUGGCUUUAGUCAGGGCAGUGUCGUAGAAUAGAAGAACCACACGAUGUUCCCUGUAACAUGCCAUGAGCCUUUGAACGUCGUCAAGAUCUGGGAUACGCUGUGACACGGAAAGGCCCAGUGCACCGAAGCCAUCUGCUAAGGAGUGUGCUCUUCCCAAAGAGCCUGACUGCACCCCACAAGCUGCACCCCUCCUGUGCACACAGGCGUUGUUCUCAGAGCUGAAAAGCAGGCAGGUUUGGGAUUUAUUUUAUUUAAGGAUAACUUCCUUUCCCUCACUCAUCUCUUAGCUCCUUUAAUAUUAUGUACCUGAUGCUAUUAAACUCUAAUUUCCUGAUAAAUGACCCAAACUGGGAGAGCUCCCUAGGAUGGAAAACAUUGGUGGAGGAUUUUUAGACUAAGAAAAGCUACAGAACACAAAUGAGAUCAAAACUUGAUCUUUUGUUUUUUAAGGCUUUAAUUUUUAAUUUUAUUUUAAGACUGUAAUUUUUAUGCACGUGCUGAUGCUGCUAUUUUAUCCAUAGAUUGCUUCUAAAUUUGAGAUUAGAAGCUUCAUCUCUACGGUUUGACAACAGGUGAGAGAUUGCACUUAAAAGGGCAAAUGCAGCUAUUUCAGUGGCUGUUGACUAUACAGACUGUGUGUAUAAUCAGGAAUUUCACUCUUGCACUCAAAGAGUAAAAACCAGUGAUAUCAGUCCAUCAAAAUACAUGUCAAUAUUUCCCCUUGAGCUUUACGGGGUCUGAAUAUGCCCCUGGAAAGCCAAUGGGAUUGGGUUCUUAUUUUAUAGUACUUAAAUAAAGGACACGAUUAAAUUUGGUUCCUA
This is a messenger RNA of Athene cunicularia (burrowing owl), 3577 nucleotides long. RefSeq names its product calcium/calmodulin dependent protein kinase kinase 1 (gene CAMKK1). Gene Ontology annotation, biological process: activation of protein kinase activity; protein phosphorylation; CAMKK-AMPK signaling cascade. Gene Ontology annotation, molecular function: ATP binding; protein kinase activity. The transcript has 17 exons. The coding region runs from base 381 to 2036 and encodes 551 amino acids. The record is from RefSeq and is a predicted model, not a curated record. Lineage: Eukaryota; Metazoa; Chordata; Aves; Strigiformes; Strigidae.